This is a messenger RNA of Linepithema humile (Argentine ant), 4557 nucleotides long. It is a transcript of the gene NSD, whose product is annotated as Nuclear receptor binding SET domain protein. NCBI's taxonomy places the organism in Eukaryota, Metazoa, Arthropoda, Insecta, Hymenoptera, Formicidae. The record is from RefSeq and is a predicted model, not a curated record. Gene Ontology annotation, cellular component: nucleus. Gene Ontology annotation, molecular function: protein binding; histone methyltransferase activity.
AUCGUCUAAAAUCGCGGGAAACGCGUCCCGCUUCAGGAGCUCCGCGAGGUUUGUCCAUGAUUCGUUAUUAUCUCAAUUAUUGAGGUGGUUGUGUGAGCAAAAAUUAGGCUUGUGUAAAGGUUUUCGCGGUGUGAAAGCCGACGUUUGCUCUCCGGACUAGAUAAACACGAUCCUUCGCAAGAAAGAGAGUAACCCUUGAGACACGGGAUUUGUUGACUAGUGCCAGCGGUAAUGGAAAUUGUUUUCCACGUGUAAGUCUUUGCCGCUGGCAUUUCAUGACUUUCGUGAGCAGCCAUCGUUGAGGAAAUUAACGCAUUUUAGUGAUUUGUAACAUUCAGUGUGUAAAUAUCAGAAAAUGCAACACUGAUUUCUAAGUUAUGAAUACUGUGAGCAUAGAAGCCAACAAGAAUUCAAAAAUAUCGAAGACUCAAGAGGAGUUUGUCGAUGAAAAUAAUAUAUCUGAAAAGAUGGAUAAAGUCAGUUGUUCUUCUACUGCUUCUAAUAACGUAGAAGAAAUUUUGUCUCCUAAGAUAAACCAUUCAAGUAAUCACAAUACUGAAUGCCAUUGGGUAAUAGGACAGUUAGCAUGGGCCAGGGUUGGCAAUUUCCCAUUUUGGCCUUGUAUUGUGACACUUGAUCCAGUCUCAAUGAUAUAUCACAAGCUUAAAGUUAUGAGCAAAUCAACUAUCUUGUUGGUACAUGUUCAGUACUUUGGAGACAAUGAACGUCAUAGCUGGGUUUCAUCAAAUUCUAUGAUAUCAUUUACAAAUCUUGAUGACUUUGUAAAACUACCAGAAUCACUAACAGCAGAACAAAAAAAGCAAAAUGCUAAAUACAUUAGGGCUUUUGUUAUAAAGCAGGGAACAAAGGCAAAAUGGGAUAAAGCAGUUGAAGAAGCAAUGGAAGUACAGUCAAUGACAAUUGAAGAAAGAGCUGAAGCUUUUGCACCAAAAAAGAAAGUUUCAAAGUCUAAAGUAACUUUAAAGUCAUCUUCUAAUGAUCAAAAAAAUAAAAACAAGAGAAAAAAUUCGACUGAUCAAGAUAGACCUGAUACUAAGCGCACUAAAUAUGAUAAUAUAUAUAAUGCAGGAAAAUUGGAUACGCCAAAAUCAAAAAAUUUGCGGACUUCUAACGAUAAAGCUGCUUUAAAACUAAAUUUAGAUUCUUUACCUUCAUCUCCUUCAAGUUCUAAAAGUUCUCAUGAAAGUACAAAUACAAAAAUUGAUAAAGGUGAAGAAGAUCUAGAAGGUUUAUUUGAAAUCUAUUAUUUAAGAAAUAGAGAUUUUCUGGAGGAAGAAUAUCCAGAUGCAUCAGAGCAAGAAAUAAAAAAAUAUUUGCGAAAAACUUGGAAUGACAUGGAUAAAAGUUAUCGAAAGAAAUAUCGAUCGUAUAUGACCAAUGAUGGUAAUUUACCUUCAAAGGAAAGUUCUCCAAAUCGUGAAGAAAUAUUUGCUGAUAUUGAAAUGAGUAUUAAGGAAAAUAAAAAAACAAAAAAUAAGAUUGACAAAGAAGAAAGUUCUGUUUCAGAGAUGAAACGAGGUAGGCCAUACAAUCUCUUUAAAGGUUUGAAGCAAGAGAAAGUUUGUCAGAUUUGCGAGAAGGCAGGCAAGUUAACGAGAUGUAAAGGACCUUGUUAUUCUUAUUUUCAUUUAUCCUGUGUGAAACCUGGCGAAUCUAGUCCAGAACACUCUGCUGAUGAGAACACAUCAGAUGAUAAAAUACUUGACGAUUUAAAUAUAAUUAAAAAAAGUAUUAAUAGUGAAAAUAAAAAUGAUAAAUCCGAGGAACAAGAAGACGAAACAUUUAAAUGUAUUGACUGCUUAUCUGGAGUAGCACCUGCUUGUUUUAUAUGCAACGAAAGAGAAGGAGAUAGAAUAAGAUGUAUUGUGCCAGCUUGUGGAAAGCAUUAUCAUUCCAAGUGUUUGAAUUCGUGGCCUCAGUCACAUUGGCAAGGUGGACGUUUGACGUGUCCGUAUCAUGUAUGUCACACAUGUAGUUCCGAUAAUCCUCAAGACAAUCACUCGCGCGCUCCUAACGAGAAAAUGGCAAGAUGCGUCCGUUGUCCUUCAUCUUAUCACGCGUCCAUCAAGUGUCUUCCUGCCGGCUCGACAAUUUUGACGGCCAGUCAAAUCGUAUGUCCUAAGCAUUACAAAGCGCCAAAUCCUCCAUCAAAUGCGGCAUGGUGUUUCUUGUGUUCACGAGGCGGCAGCUUGAUUUGUUGCGACACGUGUCCGACUUCAUUUCAUUUGGAAUGUCUCGGCAUAGAUGCACCUGACGGUGGAUUUAUUUGUGAAGAUUGCGAAACAGGAAGAUUACCCUUGUACGGAGAAGUUGUGUGGGUGAAAUUCGGCCAUUAUCGAUGGUGGCCGUCUCGUAUAUGUUAUCCGCAAGAAAUACCUGAAAAAGUAGAUGCUUUAUCUCAUAGCCCUGGUAAAUUUUGCGUAAUGUUUUUGGGAUCUCAUAAUUAUUAUUGGGUGCAUAGAGGUCGAGCUUUUUUGUAUCAAGAUGGCGACGCAAAUUUUAAACCACCUAUAGGUAAAAAGAAUGGUAUGGAUGACAGAUUUCGAGCAGCCCUGCUAGAAGCAAAUAGAUUGCAUCAACAAUUAAAAUCGCAGCGAUCCGUGACUAAGGAACCAAAAGGAUUGAAACCACCACCAUAUGUAAAAUUAAAAGUCAAUAAACCAGUGGGUAACGUGAAGCCAGCCGAAGUCGAGAGCAUUGUGGCGUGCGAAUGCAAUCCUGAUUUGGAUAAUCCAUGCGCACCUGGAACAGAUUGCUUGAAUCGUAUAUUGUUGGUCGAGUGCAGUCCGGGAAUCUGUCCGGCUGGGCCCAAAUGUAUGAAUCAAUCGUUUGUGUUGCGACAAUAUCCAGCGAUGGAGCCAUUUCACACGGUGGGUCGCGGCUGGGGUUUACGAACUUUGGAGGACAUUCAAGCCGGACAAUUCGUCAUUGAGUAUGUGGGAGAAGUUAUAGACGAGGCUGAGUAUAGGUGUAGAUUGUAUCGAAAAAAGGAACUAAAAAAUGAAAAUUUUUACUUCUUGACAAUCGAUAAUAAUAGAACAAUCGACGCGGAACCGAAAGGAAAUCUAAGCCGAUUUAUGAAUCAUUCAUGCGCCCCGAACUGUGAAACGCAGAAAUGGACAGUAAAUGGCGAUACGCGUAUCGGUUUAUUUGCUUUGCGUGACAUAGAAUCAAGUGAAGAGCUGACGUUUAAUUAUAAUUUAGCGUCAGAUGGAGAAACGCAUAAACAAUGUCUUUGCGGUGCACCGAAUUGUAGUGGUUUUAUUGGUCUAAAAGUACAGAAACAACAACCAAAGAAAGAUGAUAAGCCUAAACGAAGAUGGAGAAAAAAACUUAUAUGUUGGCGAUGUGGGCAAAAAAUAUCUGAUUCUAGUAAAUUUAUAAUUUGCUCGCAAACAACAUGUAAAAAAAAGUAUCAUAUGACGUGCGUGGAAGUUGAUGAGGCGGAACCAAAAUUCAGUUGUCCUUGGCAUUAUUGUUUAGAAUGCGGUCGUCGUACAUCUUCACACUGUUCUUUCUGCAGCACUGCUUUCUGUCAAGUUCAUCUGGAUGGAAACUUAUUCGAACGAGAAAACGACAAAAGUGGUGUCGUGUGUAAAUCACACGAAAAUGCGGAUACACCAAAACCCACCGGAGACGAGAAAGAAUAUUCGGAUAAUGAUAACGAGACAGAUAAAGAGUAUUCCUCCACGAGUUCCAGUAGUCCGAUCGUAAUGGAAAAAAUUGCGACGCGAGAACCAUCACCAAGGGUUUCUAUCGUAGAGGUUCAUCUUAGCAGUGAAGAGAGUGAAGGAUCUCAAAAGGAAGAGGAAGAAAACAAUCUAGAGAUUAAUUUUAUGUCAUGUGAUAAAAGUUCAAGAGCUUCAGUGAAGAAAAACACACUUCAUAAAUCACAGAGAGAAGGAAAUAAAACGAAGGACUUAAGUAAUCUUACAUCUAGUCAGUUAGAAGCCAUAAUUGGCGGUAGCUUGAAUGAAUGAAUAAAUGAAUGAAUGAAUUUUUCUAUCAUUCAAGUUAUCAAAUAUUUAAUUAUGCCUAUAGUGAAGCUAUAUAUGCUCAUAUAACUCUGACAUAUGAAUAUGAUUAAAUAUAAUUAUAUAUAAAAUAUUAAGAAUUACAAAAAUUUGCAAAAUAUCUUUUGUUUAGCCAUGUCGAUAUGUAACAUACUUAUUAAUCUCGAAAGCAAUUAGAAAAAUUAAUUUAGCACUUGUGCAUAGUAUUUGUAAAUUAUGAAUAUGUAUUGUAAAAUUUUAUAUGAUGAUUAGUGCCUUGAUAAAAGAAUAAGUAAAUUGUGAAAAGAAUAAGUAAAGUCUUUGAAAUUGAUCAUAUUUGUGUCAUAAAGUUCUCUUUAUGCACUAUGUUACUUUCGGAAUAUUUAUAUUCAAAUUUACAUUCAAAGACUUAAACUUUUAAUUAUUAAAUAGUUAGUUGUGAAAAUAAAUUAAAACUAUGUAAUAGUAUAUAUUAAGGUAAGCAGGCCACAUUAUUAUAUAUUGAAUUGAUUGUCUUCAGACUUGCAAUAAAGAUUUUCACUGC